AUGGCCGCCGUUCUUCAAAGUCAGAAGACUGCUCUUAUUACGGGCGCAGCAUCGGGAAUUGGGUUUGCAGUCGCUAAACUCUGUCGGAGUCGUGGCAUGCACCUCGCCCUUCUCGAUGUGGACGAAGCCAACCUUGCCAAAGCAAAGGAAGUUCUAGCGUCGACGGACUCCUCUUCCUCUCUCAAGACCGAAGCCUAUAAUAUCGAUGUCGGCGACAAGUCGCAAUGGGAUAACGUGGCGAGCCAUAUCCGGUUGACGUUCCCAACGGUCGAUCUCGUCCUCUUAAACGCGGCGCGGGGAACCAAACCGAAAGACUCUAACCCGUGGAUUGACAACGCUGAAUACUGGAGAACGAUUUUUGACACAAACGUCUUCGGCCCCAUCAAUGGCAUCAGCGCUCUCCUCCCCCUCCUCAAAAACGACACAUUGCCCAAAUCAAUCGUCAUAACUGGCUCUAAGCAGGGAAUCACCAACCCUCCUGGUGCCCGGAACCCCGCUUACAACGCCUCCAAGGGUGCAAUCAAGAUUCUCGCAGAGCACCUCGCCCACGACCUUCGCUCUGACCCGGCAACCGCGCAUAUCUCGGCUCAUAUGCUUGUUCCUGGCUGGACGUUCACUGGCCUCUCGGGUAACGUCGGGCCAACGUCCGAGAGCGAGGUGCAGAAGCCGCAGGGUGCCUGGCUAUCUAGCCAGGUGGCAGAUGAGUUGGAGAAGGCGCUGCAGCGAGGGUCGUUCUACAUUAUCUGUCCGGAUGACGAGACGGACCGGGCGCUAGACAAGGCUAGGAUGCAGUGGGGGGCGGACGAUAUUAUUGAGGAUAGGCCAGCGCUGUCGCGGUGGGAGAAAGGCUGGAAGGCAAAGGCUGAAAAUGCCAUCCAAGAAGAUGCCGAGAGACGACGGGGCGCUUGA
This is a messenger RNA of Aspergillus calidoustus, 909 nucleotides long. NCBI's taxonomy places the organism in Eukaryota, Fungi, Ascomycota, Eurotiomycetes, Eurotiales, Aspergillaceae. The record is from the annotation of a GenBank genome assembly.